AUAGCAAGUAAUUUAUAAUUUGAAACGAAUGGGAGUGUUGAGGUUGCUUAGUUCAGUAAAGAUUUGUUAACCAGAGUUUUCAUAAAACCUUUAAUAAAUAAAGUUCGGUAGUCAUUAUUUAAUUUUAUUAAUUUAAUAUUAUUAUAUAAAAUUUAAUAUUAUUAAAUAAUGAGAUUAUCUCUUUUCUCGUUAAAUAAUGUAUAAAAUUAGAAAGAUGCAACUUUUAUUUGCCUGUAUAUGUAUUUUAAAGAAGUGGCUUUUUAAAAAAAGAGGAAAUAAAUGUACAAAUGUCAAUUAACGGUUUUUGUUUCAGACUCCCUACAGUUCCUGUGACUAAGAUGUGGUCUUCAAAUUAUUCCCACUCAUGCCCGCGUGCACACCAGCAAAGAGAAUGGCCACCACAACCAACAGAGCCUCAAGACACUGGGCAUGACCUAUCAACAAGCUCCUACAACGAUCAACAUCGCGAAGAAACACCUCGCCCUGUUCGAAAUUAACCAGAAUAAGCAACAGUUCCAACAAAAGUCAAGUCAAAGUCAAAAUAAUCUUUAUUCAAAUAGACUUCUUAAAAGUACUUUUGAAUCGUCCAACAUUUUUUUCCCUACCGCUUGUUCAGGACGUCUUUUGGCUGAUAAGAAGAACGAGCAAGAAACUCACCAGCUCUAAUAGGAGUAAUGACAUUUACAAAAACCAUGCCAUUGCCAAAACCCUGACAAGACGCUGGGCAUGACCUUCGCUAUAUCUUUGUAAGGUUAAACGAACAGUUCAAAACAACAUUCAAUAUGUCGUCCUACACCACUCGAUACAGAGAGAACGAAGAUGCUGAAAACUGCCUCGUCCCAUUCGAUGCGUUCGAGCCAGAGGCGGAGGUGCAGCACCACAUGAAGGUGCUCGGCUCAGUGCAUCGGCUGGUCCGUCAGUGGAUCUGCGAUGAUUCGUUACGCAAGAACAUACUUGCAAGCGUAGUGGACACAGUCGGCGGGAAAUUAUACACGUACGGCUCGUACAGACAUACUCGACCAGAGAGGUGCAGAUAUCGAUGCAUCGUGUGUCGCCCCGCGGUACAUACAGCGGUCAGAUUUUUUACUUCCUUCUACGCUCAAACAGCAGCCACAGACUCAUUAUACCUUAGCGACAAUAUGCUGGUGAAGAACUUAAACCAAAGGUGCGUUCGUUCCAUUAACGGUUGCCGUUACACAGAUGAGGUAUUACGGCUGGUGCCUAACAUCGACAACUUCCGUCUUCCUCUACCCUUCUUCUACAUUCUACAUUACACACAUCUUGAAUUGAAAACGUUUAUUUCCAUAAAAGCCUGUAGAAUCUUGUCUCUGCGACAUAUUCCAGCGUGA
Molecule: messenger RNA, 1349 nt
Organism: Diatraea saccharalis (sugarcane borer)
Lineage: Eukaryota; Metazoa; Arthropoda; Insecta; Lepidoptera; Crambidae
Source: the annotation of a GenBank genome assembly